AUGAAGAGAUCGAGAGAAGAUGAUCAUCAUCAUCAUCAUGAUAAAACCAAAAAUGAUACUUUGCUGCCUCUCACCAAUACCACCACAAAUAAUAAUAAUACUAAUAACAAUAAUAGUACAACUCAUGAUCAAAAACGCCCUAAUCUUAGAUUCAAAAUAAAGAUUCCUAUAGGGACGCCGAGCUAUCGUUUUCUACCAAAGAAUUCCUUUGAUGCAAUCACGCCUACUUCUUUAACUAAUACCGAAAGAUUAUGCUCUGAAGUAUUAAACGACCGUUGUGCUUUAGUCACUUCAGGAAAAAGUGACGAGUACUAUUUCAAGCAUGCUGAGAAAAACAAAUACGAAAAACUUAUGUUAAAAUGUGAAGAUGAGAUGUUUGAAUUUGACAUGUUAGUGGAGUCUGUGAAAGCAACAAUCAAGAAUGUGGCACAGCUCAUGGAGAAGAUCAACGAAAACAUCGACAUCGCAGAAAUAAUUCGUAUUGAAGAUUACUUAACACCUCAAAAUCUUAGAUGUAUUAAAAAGUUGUACAACGAGCUUGGAGUUGAUGAUAUUGUCGAUGCGAUGAGAAAGAACCCUCUUGGUACGUCACCUUUUAUAUUAAGAGAAUUGAAACAAGAAUAUGAAAAGUUAACGAGACGUCGUUGUGAUAAAAAUAAAGAUUGGGCAGAUGUGUACAAAAAGAACUAUCGCAAGUCACUUGGCAGACCACUCAACAGAAACUGUCAAAACAUUAAGAACUCAUCUUAAUUAAUAAAAGUAGGUUGUUUUGAAAUUAAUUUAUUAUGUAUGUAGCAUACUGUUCAAUAUUUGGUUUAAUAAAUAAAUAUUUUAUUUUUUAUUCUGUUUUUUUAUUAAUAUUGGUCUUAAUGAAUGUGGGUAGGUGAUGUGAUUUUGAUGAAAAUGAGAAUAAUAAGGUUCAUUGAUUAAUGAGUUUGUUACAUCAUAAUUAACUAACUAACAUUCUAUAUGUUAAGAGAAGCAAUCUGACUCUGUAUGGAAACAAAAUUUUCAAAAUAGAAUUUUCAAACAAACACCUUUAUAGUGUUCAUAAACAAUUGUGUCAAUCAAAUAGAUGUUUAAG
Cannabis sativa is the source of this 1084-nucleotide messenger RNA. Its product is annotated as paired amphipathic helix protein Sin3-like 3. The transcript has a single exon. Gene Ontology annotation, molecular function: transcription corepressor activity. The record is from RefSeq and is a predicted model, not a curated record. Gene Ontology annotation, cellular component: chromatin; histone deacetylase complex. NCBI's taxonomy places the organism in Eukaryota, Viridiplantae, Streptophyta, Magnoliopsida, Rosales, Cannabaceae. Bases 1 to 750 code for a protein of 249 amino acids. Gene Ontology annotation, biological process: negative regulation of transcription by RNA polymerase II.